AUCACCCCUUCAGAGACAUCACCCUCCGCCUCCUCCUCCUCUGCCUGACUGGUUGGCCACUUCGUUAAUCCAAUUCAGGAGAUCAUCUUGUCAACCUUUCCUGAGGUUACAUCAUCAAGACGGCAUUAUCCCAGAAAGCCAGCUCGGUGGCGGUGAAGAUGACCACGGCACGGUACCGUCCCACCUGGGAGCUGGCCGUGGACCCACUGGUCUCAUGUAAACUGUGCCUUGGAGAGUUCCCUCUGGAGCAGAUGACCACCAUCACACAGUGCCAAUGUGUCUUCUGUACACUGUGCCUGAAGCAGUAUGUGGAACUCCUGAUUAAAGAAGGCCUUGAAACUGCAAUUAGCUGCCCAGACUCUGCCUGUCCCAAAAGAGGACACUUACAGGAAAAUGAGAUUGAGUGCAUGGUGGCCACAGAGAUGAUGCAGAGAUACAAGAAGCUUCAGUUUGAAAGGGAGGUGCUGCUGGACCCAUGCCGGACGUGGUGCCCUUCCUCGACCUGCCAGGCUGUGUGCCAGUUAAAGGAAGCAGAUUCUCCAGCGCUGCCCCAGAUGGUCCAGUGCGCCGUCUGUGCCCUCGAGUUCUGCUCAGCCUGCAAGGCCAACUGGCACCCCGGGCAGGCCUGCCAGGAGAACAACCUGCCCAUUACCUCCUUCCUACCAGGAGAAAACAGCUCUUUCUAUAAGAACGAAGAGGAUGAUGCACCAAUCAAGCGCUGUCCUAAAUGUAAAGUUUACAUCGAGAGGGACGAGGGCUGUGCACAGAUGAUGUGCAAGAACUGCAAACAUGCCUUCUGCUGGUACUGUCUGGAGUCCCUGGAUGAUGACUUUCUCCUCAUCCACUAUGACAAAGGCCCCUGUCGAAACAAAUUGGGCCAUUCUAGGGCUUCUGUUAUCUGGCACAGAACACAGGUUGUGGGGAUCUUUGCUGGCUUCGGCCUGCUCCUGCUGGUUGCCUCCCCCUUCCUCCUCCUGGCCACUCCAAUCGUCCUCUGCUGCAAGUGCAAGUGCAGCAAAGGCGAUGACGACCCAUUGCCAACUUAAACACGCCAUCAGAGCUGGAGCGGAGAGCCGCUUCAAGGAUGGGGCAUCUUUUUUUCCUUUUCACCCCUUUCCGUUCUUUUCCUCCCACCAGCUUUGAGCACUUCAUUUUUUUGGGGCUGAGCCUGCACCAGCCCUGGCUGAUUCGGGAUCCAUCGCUCUGCAUGAGAGAGGCAUGGUAGAAAAGCGACCCUACACCUUGGCCUGAAGAGAGGUGCAGGGUCAAAGGUCGGAGGAGGUCAGACUUGUCUAAGGACCAAUGAGUCCAUGUGUGUGAGACGUUGGUGGUUUGGGGACGUGGAAGAAGUCUGGGCCACUUCAAGUGGUCCUCAGUCGUGGGUUACUGUGGUGUGGUAUUUCCUCUAAGCAAAUGCUUUUCUCUUGCAUGGACAAUAUCAUGCAGGAGCCACCUUAGAAAGAACUUUUACUUUAUUGCUCUGUUUUGUCAGUUUGUCGUACGCAACAAAAGCUUUUUCCCCGCCACCACACUCGAUGUAGCUCUGCAGAUUCAGUCAGUAGCAUUAGAGUUACGCCACGCAUGUCUGGUGUUCACUCGAUUUGCACACAGAACGUGAUUUCUAUGUCAUGUUCACGACUGAGGUAGAGACGGGAGGCUGUUGUCACUCUCAACUCAAUGUACAGCACGUCCUCUUGAUGAUGUCAAUGUUUUAUAACCUCUUGCUUUUAAUAGAACUGUGCUCAGAGUAGUGUCUAUGUGUUGUACUUUUGAGUGUUUUCCAACCUGUUAGGUACAUUUAUUAAAGGGGAUUUCCACUCAAAUCUAAUAAAUACACUUAAUUUCUGUGGUCAAGUGAAAAUGAAGACUAGCUAUAUUCAACUUUCAGCUUAUGUUUUAUACCCUAAUGUCCUUUUUUUCAUUAUUGUUACCAUUUCUCUAAUACAUUCUCUUUGGCAGACCUUUGGAGUCAUCUUUGAGUGAGAGAGAGAGAGAGAGAGAGAGAGAGAGAGAGAGAGAGAGAUUCGGAAGAUGUUACAGAUGUUUAUGAUCCAGAAAUUUCCCAAAUUGAGUGGUGCUCCCCUUUAAGUUCAACAUUAACGUGAAGUCUGUCAGAGGACUUUGUAUCCACAUGUUGUGGAACUAUUUUAAUACUUAACUAAAAGAGAUGUCACUCCUGUAAUUCUUAGUCCCCAGGUGGUGGCUUAGCCAAAUAGAAAUUAAUAGCCUUAAAUUGAGAAUAGCCAAAAUCAGGCAUUUCCCCCUGUGCAUUAAAGAGAGUUAAGUCAAAUUCAUUAAUCCCAUGGAAAGCAUGUUUAGCAGCAUUUUCAAGUAUUACAGACAGUCAGUGAAGCCCUUUAUAUUCAGAUGAUUCUAUGAUGUCAUCCAUAUGCCACACUGUUAAUAGCCAUACUGUAAAAAAAAAAACAAAAAAAACAAACAACUGUCCUAAACUGAUGUUUUGUGUGACCUAGGGCCUGUAUUUCCUAAGCCUUUUUGAGCAGGAGAGCUAAUCAACAUCCACCCAACCAUCAUCACAAACGAUCUGAAGCUUAACUCAGAUCAGAUCUCCCACUCUUUGAGACUUAAUACCUGCCGGCCCAAAUUGCAAACUUGCAUAUGUUAGUGGUCCAAGUGUCAAUGUUUUGUUUUGUUGGUAGUUAGACCUCCAACAACAAGCAGCUAUUCCUUGCAGGGAUGUCAGAAAAGCCUAUAGAGUAAAUAUAAAAGAAUGUUCCAUUUUCGGGCACAUAAUUAUGAAGCUGCUCUAUACUAUAUCACUUUAUCUAUGCAAGUUUGUACAUUAUCGUUCUUAAAAGGCUAUCGAUUGGUCAUAAUCAAGUGUAUGUCAUGGGUAGGUUCAUAUAGUGAAAGCUGCAGAAUGUCACCAUAUAUGUGCAUACAUAUCAUGGCUUUUAUUUAAUCAGGGAAUUAUUCAAAAACCAUCCAUUUUAUUUUCAGCAUCUAUGUUGCUGUUAUCUAUCUGUGUUUUAACUAUAUUUCAAGUUUGUGAGCUUGAAAAUCAGGACAAAAUUUGGCCAUUUUUCAUUUGAUAAUGUCUUGAUUUUUUUUGGGGGGGGGCAUCUCAAAUGUCUUUUAAUAGUUGAACGAAGUCGAAUCUUUUUUUCUUAUUUUCUGUUACCAUGCAUAGCCAUUCUAAUGUUUUGAAUAAGCUAUUUAGUACUGCUUACUUUCCCCUCCCUUCUGGUGUAAGUUACCAGUGUUGAUGUAGCAUUUCAUGAGAGGUGUGGCUACAGUUACCAAAACAGGCGAUUAAUAGUUAACAACAGUAGCUAAUCUGCAACUCACUCAUGUCCUCAUAAAUUUAGCUCCAAUAUCCAGUAUGAUAAUCCUUAUUAGUAGCCUUAAAUUUAGAGUAACUUACCUGUAGCUUGUGUUGCUUUCACUGACCUCAUCUACUGUAUGAGCAUGAUAAUUUGAUAUCAAAGCCAGUCCAAUUUCUACCUAUCGAAGUUUGGUGCUUGCCCCAAAAAUAGUUAAAUUCCACAAGCUUUUGUUGUUUUUAUGACAAUCGUGCCAAGCAGAUUUCCUGGAAGGGAUAAGGAAACAGAGCUGUCUAUUGUAUGUGCAUUUUGACUAUAUAUUUGUAAUGUAUCAACAGUUUUUACAGGGUGGAAAAUAUUUUAAUGCUUCUUUAUGUAAACGCUGCACUGUAUAUGGGUUUCAUUGUUUUACUACUUGAUAUGAUCUGUGAUGUGUGUGUGGUAUGGUGCCUGCUGUGUUUAAUGGAGGACUUUAGCACCUGAAAUCAAUGUCAAUUUAUUAGAAAAGUCAAUACAUACGAGAGAUUGCAACCGUACUUCUUAAGAGGUUUCACAACUUAAUGUAUCAGGACUGAUAUCACCAGGAUAAAGAUUAAUAUCAAAUAGUUCAAAAUCUUCAUUUAAACACAAAAUUAUCACCAUCAUCAAAGUCUUACUAAAGUAACUAAAGUCGAACAAAAUCAUGGCCACUUCCAUUUUUUACACAACAUUUUUCUUUAUCUAUGUUUGCUGGCACCACUGAACAGGUAGAUACUGUAUUAUGCAACAGAUAUAAAAGGGCCAAACAGCAAAUAUUACAAUCACUGCAGUGUCACAUUGCAUAAUCAUUUUCUACACUGGAGCCAGAAGAGGCUUUUCAGGGCUCGACAUAAAGGCCUAUAUAACCACUUAAGCAGAUGAAACAUCAGCACAGGUGUUGGUUAGGACAGUUUGACUGAGGGCUUGUCUCUAAGAUUUGGGAAGCAAGGUGAAGGUUAUUUUUACAAAGGCUCAAUAUCUACUUUGCAAGUAUCCGAAGAUCAAGUUUAGUUACAAGCAACAAUUUAUAUUUUAUAAUCUGUUGUGUCAAGAGAUGAAGCUGCAUGAUUUUUCUCUGACUUCUACAUGUUAAAUAUUACAAUAUUGUAGCCUCUAAAGAUCUUUGGAAUGGUAGCGUUGUCACUAUCACCCAGCUGACUUGUUUGGUUUUUUUUGAGUUUAUUUCUUUCCCUCCUUUUUUAAAGAAAUAUGUUUUGACGUUCAGCCAUAUGAUAUACAAUGUUGGUUGGCCUUCCUCAAUUCAGCAGGUUGGCUUUAAGUGUCUGUUACUUUUUUGGGUUUUUUUAUACGCCUGUGUUACGUCAUAGUUUGUUGUAUUUGCAUUUGUUUUAAGAGCAGACUUCUUCAGGCCUGAUUGGUCACCUCAGUAAGUGGAUUAUUGUCAGAGGAAAUGCUGUCUGUACACAAGAUGUCUGUAUUUGGAGAUGGUUAACAAUGUCUUUAGUCAGUAAUUGAAAGUACAUCGACCUGGGUGAUACAAAGAUAUCAACAUUGUAAAAUGGCAUAUUUGGAUCAAUUCUGCACAACGUAGACUCGGCAUCUCAGUAUAUCUACAGUUCCACUAACACUGUGACACCAGGUAUUAAAGGUUGUUGUUUUUUUGUGA
Molecule: messenger RNA, 4929 nt
Organism: Siniperca chuatsi (mandarin fish)
Lineage: Eukaryota; Metazoa; Chordata; Actinopteri; Centrarchiformes; Sinipercidae
Gene: rnf144aa
Product: ring finger protein 144aa
Exons: 8
Coding region: 159-1046 (295 amino acids)
Biological process (GO): protein polyubiquitination; ubiquitin-dependent protein catabolic process; positive regulation of proteasomal ubiquitin-dependent protein catabolic process
Cellular component (GO): cytoplasm; ubiquitin ligase complex; Golgi apparatus
Molecular function (GO): ubiquitin conjugating enzyme binding; ubiquitin protein ligase activity; zinc ion binding
Source: RefSeq, a predicted model, not a curated record